CACAUUGUUGCGCGCAGUUGCUGGACACGCGCUGAUCCCCGAGAUCCCGGGAGACGGAGGAGGAGAUCAGACGGAUCUGACACAUCACACAUGAGGGGGAAAAGCCAGCACUGCGCGUCGGGACGGCUUCGGACCUCUCGCCGCAGCGAUCGCAGCCCUGCCUGAUCCUGGCUGGCUGUGUCUCCGCUCCGGAGCCGGGGCAAAUAACUGUAUAUAUCUUUUAGAGCACAAGUGGGAGAAUCAUGAGCAACCUGCAGUUGUGGGACCAGCUGAGAGCGGGCAGCUCCGAGGUGGACUGGUGCGAGGGCAACUACCUCAUUUACUCUGGGAUCGCCGAGUUUUACAACACGAUCAGCAACAUAUUGUUUUUCAUUCUGCCACCCAUUUUAAUGUGCUUAUUUCGUCAGUACGCCGCACAUUUCAACAGUGGGAUAUAUGUGAUAUGGACUCUUCUGGUUGUGGUUGGUAUUGGAUCCACAUAUUUCCACGCCACCCUCAGCUUCCUCGGCCAGAUGCUGGACGAACUGUCCAUCCUGUGGGUGCUCAUGUGUGCCAUUGGCAUGUGGUUCCCGAAGAGAUACCUGCCCAAAGUGUUCCGCAAAGACAGGUCAAGGUUCAAGGUAGUUAUCGCGGUCCUCUCAGGGAUCACCACCGGCCUGGCCUUCGUGAAACCUGCCGUCAAUGCCAUCUCUCUGAUGACCCUGGGGAUCCCCUGCACUGCCUUGCUCAUCACGGAGCUCAGGAGAUGCGAGAACCCGCGUGUGUUCAAACUGGGUCUGAUCUCCGGCGUCUGGUGGACGUUGGCCCUGCUCUGCUGGGUCAGCGACUGGAUCUUCUGUGAGAUGUGGUCCUCUGUCAACUUCCCCUACUUGCACUGCAUGUGGCAUAUCCUCAUCUGUCUGGCAUCAUACCUGGGCUGCGUGUGCUUCGCCUACUUUGACGCCAUGGCAGAGGCUCCCGAGCAGGGUCCCGUCAUCUUGUUCUGGCCAAGCGAGAAAUGGGCCUUCAUCGGCGUACCCUACGUCACCCUCCUCUGCGCUCACAAAAAGUCGCCAAUCAAGGUGACAUAGCAUUCCCACCACGUGAAGAAUCGCACAAAAUGUUCGGCUAUGAAAAAAAAAAAAAAAAAAAAAAAAAAAACUCUACUGACGAGUUUUUCUUGGUGCUGUGUCUUUGUCCAAAUAUAUUUAUCAGACAUGGACAACUACGUCAUGACUGACUGGUUGCUGGCAAAUAAUCUUAAUGAGGGAUACACUGAGCAAAUAUGCCCAUUUGGACAGCUCAGUGUUCACUGAGGAAAUACAGGUUAUGCACCUUUUUUUCAUGGUAUAAAAAAAAUCACAAAUCAAUGUUUUGAACAUGAAAAUGUACAUUUAGUGUUUUUUCACUGUGAUUAAGCGUCUGUUACCGUGUCUCCAGUUUGGUUUUUAUCAUUCAGGUCAUUUCCAUUGUUUUUUCUGGGCCUUUUUACCAGUGCUUUACUAUGUUUGAAAGGGAAAUAUAUAAUGUAAUGUGCAUUUUUUGUUUUCUUCAUAUAAGCUAUGCAUUUUUGGAGACAUCUUUGUGUGUAUGAUAGCAGUUGCUUGGUGAUCAAAGUUCUGUUCCCACCUCUCAUUUUUUAAAUGCAUCUUUGUAAGAUGAAUGGAAUUUAAAGAUGCUAAUAUUUUCAGUCAUUUCCACUGUACACCAUUAGAAAUUGUUUUUAAAUACAUGGCUU
Messenger RNA from Scleropages formosus (Asian bonytongue), 1717 nucleotides. Its product is annotated as alkaline ceramidase 2-like. Gene Ontology annotation, cellular component: Golgi membrane. Lineage: Eukaryota; Metazoa; Chordata; Actinopteri; Osteoglossiformes; Osteoglossidae. Gene Ontology annotation, molecular function: N-acylsphingosine amidohydrolase activity. Gene Ontology annotation, biological process: sphingosine biosynthetic process; ceramide catabolic process. Bases 243 to 1070 code for a protein of 275 amino acids. The transcript is spliced from 6 exons. The record is from RefSeq and is a predicted model, not a curated record.